CAGUCUACUUGGAUAUGUAUCCUUUUACCAGAGUUGACACCUUUGGAAACGACAGCCCUACAGAUUUGCCUACAGGCAGAGUUGCCACUGUUGUUAAAAGUCAAUCCUUGACGUCAGCCACAAAAUAAACUCUUUGUGCGUGGGGGGCCGAACUGCAGCAACUUUUCCCUCCCAUGAGAGGUGUGGAGACGAGACUCCCCUCCGACUACGCACCUGGCUCACCAACAACACCAACACCAAGAGCGACAGGCCACCCCACUCAACGCCACUCUACUGUCCAUGGGGCAGGCAGCCUGUUGCGUGGGCGCCUCUCUCUAUGCUCAUUGGCGGCGUUUUCUUCGUGCCCGAGUGUCCGACUCGGGUCUGUUUCGGGCUGGCUCCAUUGGCUGCCUUAUCUUUUGGCGCUCUAAUGGAACCAUGCUGGUUGCAUGCUUCCUCUACGAGUAGCUAUAAAAGCCGUUGGUCGACCGCAUUUUGUUGGCAAUUCGAAAAGUGUUGGCAUCAACAAGUUCGGAGGUGAAAAUUGCAGAAAGUUUAACAAAAGUUUAACCAAAAUUCUCAAAGUUUUUGAAAACAUACCAAAUUGGAAAAGACAUUACAAAAUUUUAAAAAAUUAAAACAAUUUUAAGUGCAAGUUUUAGUAAUUAAAUUGCUUGAAAAUGUGGUACAUGAAGUGCAGUUGGACUUUGUUGGUAUUUGUGGCACUCUUUGCCCUGGUGUCAGGUUCCUGCUUGGAAUACGGACAUUCCUGUUGGGGAGCUCACGGCAAGCGUUCCGGUGGUAAGGCAGCAGUUGCAGCCAAGGCUGGCGGCAAUCCUCUUGCGGUGGAAACUCUGGCAGAGCAGCUCUAUAACAACAACCAGAACAACAACCAAAACAUUCGUGAAGACACCGAUGACGACACCAACAAUACCAACAACAUCAGCAGCCUGAACAACAUGCCCCCGAGAGCUCCUGCCUUGUCUGCACAAAGUGAUGACCCCGAGAAACGGAAUAGGAACCAUCGCAACCACGAGGCCAAAGAUCUGAAGUGGGCGCAACUGAUGAGGCAACAGCAUCGCUAUCAACUGCGGCAGCAGCAGCAGCAACAGAAACAGUCACGACUGUGGGCCGGUGGCAGGUGCGGCGGACAGUACGAUGCUGCCGCCGAGAGUUGGCGCAAGUUGCAGCAGGCUCUCAUCUUGGCCCAGGCCCAAGCCCAAGCCCAAGCCCAGGUCGAGGCUGAGGCUGAGGGAGAGGCCGAAGCCGAGGCCGAGCAGCAGCAACAGACUCUCAGCGAACUCUAUGAACUCAAGAAGUGAACAUUGAACCACCCCAGGCGUAUACUUAAUUUAAUUGCCAAAACUAUGCGGAAAAAUGACUAAGCAAACAUAGAAAAAAGAUAAAUGAAAAGAUAUUUAUUGCACCACCAUCAUUGCAUGUUGGGCCUCAAUUAAGAAUAAAUUGCAAAUAAUUAAAAGAUCCCAUCGGUAGAGAGCAGAUCAGGUUAAUUGGGGGAGUGUUCCAUUUUAUAGCAUUCAAAAUGUAAAUGAAACCUUUUCGUAGAAUUUGUUGUUGGUUUUUAUUAUUAAUAUUAUUACUAUUAAUAUUAUAGUACAUACAUAUGUAUAUGUAUGUGUAGAAUUAUCAGACACAGCUCACAACUGAUCGAACGGAUCAGGGGUCUUCUGCAGGCUCAGUAUUGCGUCACUGGCUGGAUGCCGCAAUAUUGGAAACGAUAUCAAGAACUUUGCUUUCAUUCACAUUCACUUAACCGUACUUAAUCCCUAACUACUAUGAUAUGCAGAUACGAUUUUAAGAGAUUCAACCUUAAUAAAAGCUAACAUCGCAA
This is a messenger RNA of Drosophila pseudoobscura, 1831 nucleotides long. RefSeq names its product neuropeptide CCHamide 1 (gene CCHa1). Gene Ontology annotation, biological process: neuropeptide signaling pathway. Gene Ontology annotation, molecular function: neuropeptide hormone activity. The transcript is spliced from 4 exons. The record is from RefSeq and is a predicted model, not a curated record. Bases 660 to 1301 code for a protein of 213 amino acids. NCBI's taxonomy places the organism in Eukaryota, Metazoa, Arthropoda, Insecta, Diptera, Drosophilidae.